UACUAGCUCGUUUUAAAUAGUAAUGUAAUGUUAAUAACAGUACUUGUAUUGUUUUGCUAAUCAGAUGUUAUAGUGCAACACGAAUUCUCUUUUGUCCGUUUUUACUUUACUCUUGCGAUUUGGAGAGAAAGUUACGUUUUGUUGGAAAAAACUCCGAGGAAAGCUCUGUUUGUGGGAUUUUACUUUAAAUACAUCACAUUAUUACAUUACGUUUUGUUCUCAGUAACACCGCACCGAUUUCUCCGGUGUAAAUGUGCAGACACAUCUAGACGACAAGAUGAGUAAAUAAAAAUGUAAAGCCUCUUAAGGAUCAAGACCUUCAUCCAUGAUGACAGUGAUUAAUAUUGACAGGCGUAAGUGGAUAGAAGAGAUCUGCUGUGGCAGAGAGCCCUAUUACAUAUUUUAAUGGUUUAAGUUAUACUGAAAGGUAUUUUAUUGGUGCAUUGAAACAUAUGCUCUGUUUUCAGUAAGGUGACACGAGUUUGCUCCACAAUCCAAUGUAAAUAUGUCCAAUGUAAAUAUUACUUUUUAAAUAAGGCUGAUAGCGCUUUAUAUCACUUUGCAUACACAACCCCCUGAAAAUUGCUGAACAUGGAGGAUGAAGAGGUCCUGCAUAUUGACCCAGACUUUGAGCCCAAAAGCAGGCCCAGGUCAUGCACGUGGCCGUUACCAAGGCCCGACAUCUCUGCUGUCAAACAGGAGGGCCUUGGCAACAGCGAGAAUCAGCCACUGCAGGCUCCACCCACUCACGAUAACCAGAGGCAGACGCAGCAGGCGGAGGGGCAAGUGGAGAGUGUGCCGCCGCCGGACUUAGGUGCUGUGGUUGGUGUGGGUGGAGCCACGCCGAGGAAGGGAGCCUCACGGCGCAACCCCUGGGGAAACCAGUCCUAUGCGGACCUGAUAAGCCAGGCGAUCGAGAGCUCACCAGAGAAGCGCCUCACCUUGGCGCAGAUAUAUGACUGGAUAGUCAACUCUGUGCCCUAUUUCAAAGACAAGGGGGACAGCAACAGUUCAGCGGGGUGGAAGAAUUCGAUCCGCCACAACCUUUCCUUGCACAGUAAAUUUCUGCGGGUUCACAACGAAUCUACCGGCAAGAGCUCCUGGUGGAUUCUGAACCCAGAGGGAGACAAGAGUGCCAUCAAGAUCGCAAAGGAUCCUCGUCCACGAGCCACCUCGAUGGACAACAACAACAAGCUGCAAAAGAGCCGCAGACUUGCCAGACAGGCAAAGCAGAAAGGAGGAGCAGCUGCUUUCCAACAAAGGGAGGCCAGUGUUGGCUCAGUGGAAGCAGAAAGCCCCAGCUCCUCGCAAUCGACCCUUGGACCCUCGUCUCGUAGUGGCCUUGAGGACCCAGAUGUGUGGACUGGCUUUCGGUCACGUGCGAACUCUAGUGGCAGCACUCUGAGUGGUCGGUUAUCUCCCAUUGCGCCCUUGCAGGAGGAUGAAGAUGAGUCACAACGUGAUGGCCUGUUGGGAGGGUAUACAACUAGUGGCAUGCCCACAUCCCUCACUGAGCCGCUUAUGGAGGAGCUGGACCUGAUUGAUGGGCUCACUCUAAUGAACGGGCAGCUGGGAAAGACCACCUCUGCAACAUCUUCCAGCUUUGCCGCACGGCAGCUGUCGCAAGCUGCAAAGCCUCCAGUGCCUCUAACUCAGAGUGAGCUGCAGUCUCCGGUCUCACAGGGUGGAGGCGCCACCUCAAACUUUGUCACUCCUGCCUUUAACUCUGUGCUUAGCCCUGGUUCUCAGGGUGAGGGCUACAGAGCUCAUUUGCCAUCCAGGCUUGAGGCACUUCUUGUCUCUGAUUCACCCCCACCAAGUGACAUUGUGAUGGCCCAAGUGGAGCCAGAACCACCUAGUCAAGGAAGUACGGGGAUGCUUCACCUUGGGGGUUCUCAUGCAGAUAGACGUGGGCUCCCCAGUAACGCUGUGCUAGGAGAAGACCUUGACAAGAGCUUGUUGUUCCCCACAACCCUACAUCUGCCUCAGCAGCUGCAGUCCCAGUUACGGCUGCUCUUUGAAGGGGGGAUCUCUUCAGCAAGUGGCAGCGGAAGUUUCCCUGCAGCUGGUCCUUUGGGGGAACCAAGUUCCUCAAUAACAGUUGAGGGCCAGAUGCCUACGGACUUGGACGCUGAGAUGUUCACAGAGGAUCUAGACUGUGAUGUAGACUACAUUAUCAAAAGUGACCUCAUGGAUGGGGAAGACAUAGACUUCAACUUUGAUCCGAUGCUGCCAGUGAAUCAAAGCUAUCCUGCCACUGUGAGCACACCGGACCCCUCGGUGAGCUGGGUGCCUAGCCAAGUGACCAGCAUCCCCUACAACUGAAGCCAAGCUCAACACAGUGAAGGCCACACCCUGCCAAAGACUUUGCUGAACUGUUAUAUUAGUACAGAUUGUUAUUUAUGCAUCAGGUAACACUUCAGAAAAAUAGCUAACUAUACCACAGUGCCAUCAUUCAGAUCUUUUAACACUCUUAAAAUUACCUCUUUUUGCCUGUUCCUCUCCCCCAAGCUAGCUAAGGGGAGUAACUUGAACAUUAAAAAAACAAAAUUCUCUUUGCUGAGGAUUUUCAGUGGUAUCAAUAAAUAAUUUUAUCAAUUUCAGCACAGAUUGGAGUGUAAGUAAAAACCAGGGAAAAGGCCUUUGCUCUGCCUGCAUAUGCAGUAUACUGUGUUUCACCCUUUUUCCUUCUCUCAGUACUUGUUUUCACUCCUGUUUUGCUGACUCAUUGCAUUCACUCUACCUACGCAUCUCUACAUCUUUUAUUCCUGCAGAACACAUUCUCAAAUCUCAACAUUUCACUUCUGUUUGUAGCACACAAACAAUGUACUUCUGUCAAAGCUGAGUGCAGAAAACACAAUAUUACAUUUUAUUGUGCUAACAAUAGGGAUGCUAUAGAAAUAGUGUCCCAAUUUCUACAAUUUACAUUUAAUGUUUAGCAUAUUUCAUCUCUAAUCUGUCUCAUAUGCCUGCAAGUUAAUGUUACAAGAGUUCAGCUCAAACCCUGCCACGAACACUAUGCAUUAAACACGAUGAACAUUUUGAUGUGCCUCCCAUUGCAGCAGGCUGUAAAAUUUAAUGAUGGCUUGUUAACGUUGUACAUAAACUGUGGCGGAGCUUGGGUGAGCACUUUCCAUUGUGAAACAGUAUGCAAUUGCAGGCAUUUCAAAUGUCUGGGUAGAGAUGUGUGUGUGUGUGGUGGUGCGGUGGUGCAGUAGGUUUGACCUG
This is a messenger RNA of Scleropages formosus (Asian bonytongue), 3228 nucleotides long. RefSeq names its product forkhead box protein O1-like. The coding region runs from base 592 to 2325 and encodes 577 amino acids. The record is from RefSeq and is a predicted model, not a curated record. NCBI's taxonomy places the organism in Eukaryota, Metazoa, Chordata, Actinopteri, Osteoglossiformes, Osteoglossidae. Gene Ontology annotation, biological process: regulation of transcription by RNA polymerase II. Gene Ontology annotation, cellular component: nucleus. The transcript has 2 exons. Gene Ontology annotation, molecular function: RNA polymerase II cis-regulatory region sequence-specific DNA binding; DNA-binding transcription factor activity, RNA polymerase II-specific.